CGCGUGGAAGAUCGGCAAAGUGAGCCCCAACUUGGAGCCGUACCCGGCGAGCGUGGAGGGCCUGGGGAGCCCGCGGGCGGUGGGGAUGACCGCUUCGGCGGCGGCCGAGGCGGAAGUUCCGAGCUGGAUAUGGCCCUCGGGAACGGAGGGGGAGGCGGAUACCACACGUCCUCGCCACGCAGUGCAGCGGACGCGAACGAGAUGAAGUACAUGCACCACCACCACCACCACCACCACCAUCAGGCGGCGGCGGCAGCGGCCGUUGCGGCCGCAUCCGCCCAACACCACCAUCACCACCAGGGCGGGGGCGGCGGAGGCGGCGUUACGGUACCCUCGAGCCCCUCACCCAACCCUUCGGGUCUGGGGACGGGGGGCGGCCUCGGGGGAAACCCUUGGGCGGCGCUGCAACCGAGUGACCCGUGGUCACUCCACGCGGCGGCCGCCGCCGCCCACUCACACCCCGCCCACCCAGGACACCCCGGACAUCCGGUGGACGUGAAGCAGGAGAUGCACCUGUCGCAGCAGGCGGCCCGCGUGGCGGCGGCUGCGGCCGCAGCCAGCGGCGGAGGCGGAGGCGGCGGUUCCGGAAGCAGCGGUUCGGGAGGCAGCGGAGGCGGGAUGUCGUCCCCUCACGGUUGGCAUGCCCCAGUCCACGGCGGCGGGUAUGGAGGAGGGGCGGGGACCGGGUCCCCGCUGCAGUACCAUGCGGCACAUGCCGCGGCCGCCAUGAACGGGAUGCUGCACCACCCGGCGGCCUCCCACCAUCACCACCACCACCCGCACGGACACCCGGCGGCCCACCACCAAAGUGCGGCGGUGGCGGCCGCGGCCGUCACGCCCUCCUCCCUGCAUCACCCCUCGCUUCGCGGCGAGUCGCCCCAGCUGCACCUGCCUCCGCAUCACCCACAUCACCCGCACCACGCGCACCACCCGCAUCACCCCCACCACCAUCACCACCUCGGGGGUGGCGGGCUCGGGGGCGGUGGCGGGCUCGGGGGCGAUCGGGACGUGAGUGCGGGCGAAGAGGACACUCCGACGUCGGACGAUCUGGAAGCGUUCGCGAAGCAGUUCAAACAGCGAAGGAUCAAGCUGGGCUUCACGCAGGCGGACGUGGGGUUGGCGCUGGGGACGCUCUACGGGAACGUGUUCUCCCAGACCACCAUCUGCCGGUUUGAGGCGCUGCAGUUGAGCUUCAAAAACAUGUGCAAACUGAAGCCACUGCUGCAGAAGUGGCUGGAGGAGGCGGACUCGACGACGGGGUCACCGACCAGCAUCGACAAGAUCGCGGCCCAGGGCCGGAAGCGGAAAAAGCGGACCAGCAUCGAGGUGUCGGUGAAGGGCGCGCUCGAGCAGCACUUCCACAAGCAACCGAAACCAUCGGCCCAGGAGAUUUCGUCCUUGGCCGAUUCGCUCCAACUCGAGAAGGAGGUGGUGCGGGUGUGGUUCUGUAAUCGGCGGCAGAAGGAGAAACGGAUGACACCCCCGAACACGCUCGGCGGAGACGGCAUGAUGGAUGGGAUGGGGGGUCCUGGCGGUGGCCAUGUGAUGCACCACGGAGGAGGCGGCCACGGAGGCUACGGACAUCACCCGCACCACGACAUGCACGGCAGUCCGAUGGGGGGAGGGCACAGCCACAGCCACAGCCCCCCGAUGCUGAGUCCACCCGGUGGCGGCGGAGGCGGCAUGGGCGGAGCGGCCAGUCUGGGUGGAGGGCACCACCAGCUGACGGCCCACUAGCAAUCAGAGCACCAGGAGUCCCAGGGGGGCGGUGGCGGCGGACCCGGAAGCAUGGUGGCCUUCUUCACACCGAUCCAUGCCCACCCGCAUCACCAUCACCCGCAU
This is a messenger RNA of Anopheles cruzii, 1842 nucleotides long. RefSeq names its product POU domain protein CF1A (gene vvl). The record is from RefSeq and is a predicted model, not a curated record. Gene Ontology annotation, molecular function: DNA-binding transcription factor activity, RNA polymerase II-specific; RNA polymerase II cis-regulatory region sequence-specific DNA binding. The transcript is spliced from 2 exons. Lineage: Eukaryota; Metazoa; Arthropoda; Insecta; Diptera; Culicidae. Gene Ontology annotation, biological process: regulation of transcription by RNA polymerase II. The annotation marks the transcript as partial.